AUUGCCACUAAAUCACUAUAAUGGCACAGUACCGUAAACCUAGCAUUGUACUAUUACUCUACACUACUAUACUAUGGAUAUCCCAGGUGACCUAUGAUGUCACCGCAGUUGAGAAUACCGCUGUUCAGGAUACAGUAUCUGGUAGUCCAGGGUCACAUGAACAGAUUGCUUCCAGUGACCUAGACAGGGCAGAUGACCACAUUCAGGAUACUACAUCAAGCACUGGUGACUCCCAAGGGUUCUACCAAAGAUACAAGCAGUUUGUGGCCAAGCAUAACAAGACAUUGACUAUUGUCUUUGGGGUACUGUUUGUCAUUAGUUUGUUAGUGGCCAUAGGAUUAUAUGCUGGCUACAAUCAGGAGAAGUAUCUACCAAUACCCAUACUACUGGGUAUUGUCGUGUUCGGGAUUAUACUGUACAAGUUAUAUGGACAGAAGAUACUGGCCUUCUUUAGAGGCAAGAAGGCACCUGUAGUGAACAGUACUGUCGACACAACAGCCUGACUAUGAAUGCUACUACUAUU
Molecule: messenger RNA, 523 nt
Organism: Babesia bovis T2Bo
Lineage: Eukaryota; Apicomplexa; Aconoidasida; Piroplasmida; Babesiidae
Exons: 1
Coding region: 21-503 (160 amino acids)
Source: RefSeq, a predicted model, not a curated record